AUUGUAACAUGGUCCAAAACUAAUUGGGUCACGGCCCAAUGUAUUGCCAAACAGAGUUGGUUGGUUGGUCAAGGUCAACCAUGUCAGCCGACAAUCAAAAUUUGAACUCUCAAAAAGUCACCGCCAAGUUUCCCUCUCAAACCAAAUGCGUAACUGCACCAGCCAAUCGUUUGCGAAAAUGUCCCAGAGAAGUUCCGCCACGGACGCACGGACACCCACUAAUCUCCGCAGAUCCCCGAGGUUUCUCCUUUGCAAGAACUCGUCAGAACCGCCAGGCCAGAGUGCUCGCGACUCCAAGUGCAGCAAGCGUCACCCGGAUGCUCCUCUCAACUCAGCGAAGCACGAUUCUUGGGAUAGGACUUCGAAGAGUUGUACACAGAAUGUUUCGAAGAAAUUGAUUAGAUCAACUUCUGGGUCGAGAGAUGGCGUGAGUUCGACUACCGGGUCGCGGAGAUCUCCGAGAAUCAACCGUCUGCCUGAUGCCGCUUUUACUCUCAGGCGAUCACCUAGGUUUUCAAUUGGAAGGGAAGAGAAUGAAUUGACGGAGUUUAAGGUUUUGUCUGAUGGAAGAAAAUCGAGCAAACGUGUCACUGGUGAAUGUGAGGAUAAGAAGGUCUUUCAGGCUUCAAAGGAGAGAACCUUGGAGAAUGACAAGAGAAUGACUCGAGUGGGUGUUGAAGGUUUGAAGAAAGAUAGUAAGACUAAGGAGGUCUUAGUUGAUGGAGAAAGAGUGGAAAUUGUGCUAGUGGAUACUUACACUAGCGGCUACAAGAAGAGGAUCAGGAGGAGUUUUAUUAGUCCUGCGAAGGAAUCCCCAAAUGCCGCUGAAGAAAAAAGAAAAGUGGAUGCACCUUCACCUGAGCUAAAACGGCGGACAAGGAGGAAUUCUAUUGGUUCUCUGAAUGAAUCUAUGAAUAAGUGUGUGUUAUCUGAUGGAGCAAAGGCACAAUUGGGCAUGAAGUCGAGUGAGAGAGAGAUCGAGAAGCACAGUAGCAAAAGGGAGAUUGUCAUUGGUUUGAUGAAUGGACAUAUGAACAAGAAGUUUCUUGUAAAUGGAAAGAAGGGUAAACUGGACAUGGAGUCAUAUGCCGAUAUGGUUGCUAAUUGUAAUAGAACUAGGAGCAAUGGAAGUCCUGGAGUGGGGAAAUCCGACCAUGAAGAGAGGAAAGGGACAAAAGGAUGUAAAAGAAAUGAAGACGUUGGGUUUUCAAGGAAGAUAAAGCAUGGUGAAGAAGGUAUCAGGGUGGAUCAAAGGUGGACAAAGGAGCAGGAAUUGGCGUUGCAGAGAGCAUACUUCACUGCAAAGCCUACUCCCCUUUUCUGGAAGAAGGUUUCAAAACUGGUGCCUGGGAAGUCUGCACAAGAAUGCUUUGAUAAGGUCCAUUCAGAGCUUGUAACACCAUCUGCACCUCAGCCUCGUACAAGGAACAAGAAGUUAAAUUCUUCACCUGUUGAACAUUUUUCACUCUCUGCAAGCAAACUGCUCAAAUCCCCUGAACUAAAUUCUAAAAGGUAUAGCUGCAAGAAACGGAAGAGCCAGCUCCCGCAGAAAACUGUUAGACAGUUACUAGAAAAGCAUUUUAGUGUAAGCCACACUUGUGAAGCGGAUCUAUUUUCUGUUCUUGAACCCAACGCAGAAUUACCUAGUCAAGCUUCGCCAAAUAGUUCUUUUUCGACUCCAAAGGGCUUACAGGAAAAACAGGGAUUUCUUCAAAAUUGUAAUGACGGAAUUUCUGGCCGCAAGAGACCGUUUUCAAGAUAUUGCAGUUUAUCUACAGCAGCACUUGUAAGCCCUCCAGUUCUGAAACCGGUGAAAAACAAGGCCUUGCAUGAGAAGUAUAUUGAUCAGUUACAUUGCAGGGAAGCCAAGAGAAAAGCAGAACCUGCAAUAGCAGGAAAAUUCAUGUCUGGCAAAGAGAAUAGAAGACCUAUUAAUGUUCAAGAAAUCAAUGUGGUUGAAGCUGCCAAGAAUGCGGUUUCUGAUGUGAGAGAUGUUAUUAGUCAGCUGCAAAGCUUACAGACUAAUGCUGUGAGCAAGUCUUUGGAUUCUGAUUAUGAGAACGACGAUACUGAUGGUGACAGAGAUGAACUAGACCUUUAACCAAAUGUUGUUGUAGGAAAAACCUGUUACUAACAAGAUAACACACAAAUUUGUAGCUAUAGGGACCCUUGAUCUGUAGUUUUUUGCAAAUUCACUAUUGGAAAUCGUGCUUCACUGUUUUCCCAUGCUGAUUUGAUGGGAAUCCUGCUUCAAAUUCUUUUGUUGUUAGCUAGCUUAUGAUACCAUCCUGGAUUGGAUUAUUGGACUGAUACUAUUUGCCAGUGCUGGCUAAAUUAAAUACUAUUUUGAGGGGGGCCUCUGUGGUGGGGAAGGAAGAAUGGACGGGAGAGACUUUUAUCUGGGGGACACUAAUGUGGAUGUCAAUGUCAAAGCAGAACCUGUUGAUAAUUGUUCUGUUGGCAUAUGAUCCCUACUGUAAGAACAAACAAAAAUUUCCUGUAUUGAAUAAUUUCAAACCUCUCUCCAAUUCAAUGCCCGUUCCAAAUCGGAGGAGAACAUGAUUAACUUUUCUCUUUUAUCACAGCUUAAUUUUAGCAGGACUAUGUUUGCGCAAUCUGUCAAACUUAUGACCUCCAUCCAGAGGUGAAAGUUCUUGGCUACUGGAAGAAGGCAAGUUCCCUAACUUUUCUUUUUUCUUUGGGAGAGAGGAAUUUGAGCCUUCAAUUUGAAGUUAUAGUUAAGAAACCUUUACCUUUCUCCAACUUACACCUACUAACAAGUUUUCAUAAUAUGGAAGGAUGGAAAUGAUUCCUUAGAGGACCGCAGUACUUGAACUGUUAUUGGGGCUUUUUGCACUUAGCUUUGCUCUGUUAUCUGCUAAUUACGUGAUUUGCAAAUUGAGUUUUUGAAAAUGAAGGAAUAUUAAAAUGUGAUAAUAGUAGGUAAAAUGGAUUAGUAAGCUUCAUUGGGAAAGUAAUAAGAUUUUCCUUGUGGGACUGAAAAUUUUGUAUGAUUAUGAAAGGAAAA
This is a messenger RNA of Carica papaya (papaya), 3028 nucleotides long. RefSeq names its product Homeodomain-like superfamily protein. NCBI's taxonomy places the organism in Eukaryota, Viridiplantae, Streptophyta, Magnoliopsida, Brassicales, Caricaceae. The record is from RefSeq and is a predicted model, not a curated record.